Molecule: messenger RNA, 225 nt
Organism: Paramecium octaurelia
Lineage: Eukaryota; Ciliophora; Oligohymenophorea; Peniculida; Parameciidae
Source: the annotation of a GenBank genome assembly
AUGGAGUCUAGAAAUCAUUCAAAUUCAUAAUUGGCAAUAUAAUAAUUGUGGAUGUUAUUUUGGAAAAUAAAGUAAAUCCUUUUAUCAAAUUUACACAAAAAUAAACCGAAUGAUACUUAAGCUAUAGUGUGGACCUUUGAUACACCAAAUAAUGAUGAUAUUCAUUUCUGCAUCAAUAUGCUUUCUUCUGGAAAUAGAGUGGAAAUUAGAGAUAAUUGGGAAUGA